Molecule: messenger RNA, 2286 nt
Organism: Lindgomyces ingoldianus
Lineage: Eukaryota; Fungi; Ascomycota; Dothideomycetes; Pleosporales; Lindgomycetaceae
Exons: 5
Coding region: 122-2005 (627 amino acids)
Biological process (GO): protein transport to vacuole involved in ubiquitin-dependent protein catabolic process via the multivesicular body sorting pathway
Cellular component (GO): ESCRT-0 complex
Molecular function (GO): phosphatidylinositol binding; ubiquitin binding
Source: RefSeq, a predicted model, not a curated record
CUUACAACCACCUGUCCGCGCAUACAGCAGGUAGCAGCCUACCCCGAGCAACCGCAUUCUCCCCUCAUAUUGUUUGACGUAUCAGUUGCUGCCAGUCAUCCGGAGCAACCAGGCUGCAGACAUGUUCCGCGCACAACAGAACGCUUUCGAUGAUGUCGUGGUCAAGGCCACCGACGAGAACUUGACGAGUGAGAACUGGGAAUACAUACUCGAUGUCUGUGAUAAGGUCGGCUCUGAAGAGACGGGCGCCAAAGAUGCCGUCGCUGCCAUGAUUAAGCGGCUUGCACAUCGUAAUGCCAACGUCCAGCUAUAUACGCUCGAGCUUGCAAAUGCCCUAAGCCAAAACUGCGGCAUGAAGAUAUACAAGGAGCUAGCUUCGCGAAGCUUCACAGACGCUCUUCUAAGACUUGCAGCAGACCGGAAUACCCACCAGCAAGUCAAGGCCAAGAUCUUGGAGCGCAUGGCUGAGUGGAGUGAGAUGUUUUCGAGUGAUCCGGACUUAGGCAUAAUGCAAGGAGCCUAUAUGAAGCUCAAGACACAGAAUCCUAAUCUUCGGCCUCCCUCAAAGCCACAGAAAACCCAAAUUACCGACGUUGAUCGUCAAAAGGAGGAGGAGGAACUACAGAUGGCUCUAGCCAUGUCUAUAAAGGAGUCCAAAGGUUCAGCACCCUCUGCAGCAAAGUCUAACGCUCCUCAGGAGUCAGGAUCGGCUUCACAGCCCGCACAAACCCCACAGCCUGUGUCUUCGGGGACCACGGCAGCAACUGUCUCGCGGGUACGAGCUCUGUUUGACUUCCAACCUUCCGAGCCAGGCGAAUUACAGUUCCGAAAGGGAGAUAUCAUUGCCGUGUUAGAGUCGGUAUAUAAGGAUUGGUGGAAGGGCUCGCUCCGGGGACAGACUGGUAUCUUCCCACUGAAUUAUGUAGAAAAGCUGCAAGAUCCGACAAGGGAAGAACUAGAGAGGGAAGCUCAGAUGGAAGCGGAAGUGUUUGCACAGAUCCGGAAUGUCGAGAAGCUGCUUGCCCUAUUGAGCACAAGCUCACAGACUGGUGGAGGCGAUGUGCGAGACAAUGAGGAGAUUACGGAGUUGUAUCAUUCGACGCUAGCGAUCCGACCGAAGCUAAUUGAGCUGAUUGGGAAAUACUCCCAAAAGAAGGACGACUUCACACAGCUGAACGAAAAGUUCAUCAAGGCUCGUCGAGAUUACGAAUCACUCCUCGAAGCGUCAAUGUCCCAACCUCAUCAACCUGCGUAUGGCCGCCCUUAUGGUUAUAAUGCUCCACCUCCAGGCGCAUAUCCAGGCUACGCUCCUACGUCUCCACCCCCACAGCAAGAACCAAGUCGCUAUAAUUAUGGCGGAAUGCCCCCGGCUGCGUCGCAAGAGCCACCCUCUCAGUACCCUCCUGCACAGCAAAACGGUCCCGGAUCUAACCCCGCCUUCUUCAUGGUCCCACCAAACCAACAGCGGCCUCAACAGCAGAGCCCAAAGCCUGCUCCAUCCCAAGACCCGUACGCACCGCCACAGGGAAGGGUUGGGGCUGCAAGACCACAGAGUUUUGCACCUCAAGAACUUGCUACCGGACACUACGACUCGCCAGUAGACAAUCGCCAGUCAUUCAUUCAACCAGGCCAGAAUCAAGCUGCUCCUUCUGCACCCCAAGGCUAUGAGUACCCGCCAUCGACGCAGCCACCAAGUGCUUAUCCGCAGCCCACGAGUGUGCCUCCGCAAGCUCCGCCUCCAGGCCCACAGAAUCCAUAUGAGCAGGUUUCUUCUCCCUACCAACAGCCCCCUCCCGAACACCAGUCUCCAUCAGACCCAUAUUCGCAAUCGAUGUCACAACCGUACGGGUAUCCACCACAACAACCAGGUCAUGCCACGCCUGCACCACCUGGAACGACGUCGAGUCCUCCACCUGCUCAAGGGAACUAUCUUCCCUAUCGCCCAGCAGGAGGCCAGGCACCGAGUGCGCCUGUUGGGGGUGGAGAGGAGGGCUUUUACAGAUAAUUUAUUAGACCUGAAUAGGUCGGGUAGGUAUCCAUCAUGUACGAAUAUAGCUUCAAGGCUUGCGAUAGUGGAGUAAGUAGAUUAGGGAGAUACCACAGCGUGUGGCAUUUUCGAACUAGUCAAACACGCGAGAAUGGACAUUCAACGGAAUCAGCAUUUUGUAUUCGAUAGCGCCUGAAAAUGAUUCAUGAGUCUCUUACCCUUUAUACCGACUUUGGAAUAGUUCUACUUAACGUUGAAAAGUUGCGCAUGGUAGGGAAGUAAUAUAGACAUAAAUUUGG